Chaetomium globosum CBS 148.51 is the source of this 1341-nucleotide messenger RNA. RefSeq lists its product as uncharacterized. NCBI's taxonomy places the organism in Eukaryota, Fungi, Ascomycota, Sordariomycetes, Sordariales, Chaetomiaceae. Gene Ontology annotation, molecular function: single-stranded RNA binding; mRNA binding; translation regulator activity. The transcript is spliced from 5 exons. The record is from RefSeq and is a predicted model, not a curated record. Gene Ontology annotation, biological process: positive regulation of cytoplasmic translation. Bases 1 to 1341 code for a protein of 446 amino acids. Gene Ontology annotation, cellular component: cytoplasm.
AUGUCUUGGGACAACAACUGGGGCGGCGGCGGCGGCGCUGCUGCUACCGAUUCCUGGGGUACCGGCAAUACCAACGGCGACGACUGGAAUGGCGGUUUCGGCGCUGCCGCAGGCGGCGACAGCUUUGGCGCAGAGAACGGUGGCAACGAGGGCGCCGGCAACACUGGCGGCGAUCGCGCUUGCUUCAAUUGUGGCGAGUCUGGUCACAACAAGGCUGAUUGCCCCAACCCGCGCGUCUUGUCUGGCGCCUGCCGUCGCUGCAACGAGGAGGGCCAUUGGAGCAAGGACUGCCCUAACGCACCGCCCAUGCUGUGCAAGGAGUGCCAGUCCCCCGACCAUGUCGUCAAGGAUUGCCCCGACCGCGUCUGCAAGAACUGCCGCGAGACUGGUCACACGAUCAGCCAGUGCAAGAAUUCUCGCAAGAUCGAUCGCGACCACCUUGCGGAUAUGCCCACCGAGGAAGCCUGGACGCUCAUCAAGCGUGCUGUCAAGGAGCGCGACAUUGACGAUGUCAAGGAGGCCAUUCAGGUCUACGUCAAGUCGGCUCCUGACACUACCUACGCUGAUCUAGAGCGCGCUUUUCGUGCCCAAGAUGUGCCGGUGUGGCUCAUCGCCAUUGAAAAGACCCUGGCUGCCACUUUCACCAACAUGGAUCUCCAGGGUUGCCUCGGCAAGAAGUACACGGUCACCUACCGUUUCCAGUGGAACCCCCCUCGUCCGCGUGAUCGGGAGCUGUGGCCGAAGGACGUCAACGAGAACAUCGAGCGCCUCAGCGAUGCCGGUGAAGUCGUCUAUGGCGGCCUUCCCAAGUGCAGCAACUGCGACGGGCUCGGUCAUAUUUCCAAGAGCUGCCCCCAGGACAAGGUCGAAAAGGCGAAUACCUUCGAAAUCCUGUGCUUUAACUGCAACGAGCCCGGCCAUCGUGUUCGCGACUCCGGCCAUUUCUCUCGCGAUUGCCCGCAGGGCGGUCCCAGCGGCUGCCGCAACUGUGGCCAGGAGGGCCAUAUGUCCCGUGAUUGCACCGAGCCGCGCAACAUGGCUCUGGUGCAGUGCCGCAACUGCGAUGAGUUUGGCCACAUGAAUAAAGAGUGCCCGAAGCCGCGCGAUAUGGCGCGUGUGAAGUGCGCCAACUGCCAGGAGAUGGGUCACUACAAGUCUCGAUGCCCCAACCCUCUGGUCCCCGAGGACGAUGGCGAGGGUGGCUACGGUGGCGGCGGUUAUGGCGGUGGUGGUGCCGAGAAUGGCGGCUGCUCUGGCCCUGCACCAGCUGAUACCGGCGUUGCUGAUGGCGGCGAUGGUGGCUGGGGCCCGGGCGCCGUUGUUGACAACAGCGGCUGGUAA